Messenger RNA from Vombatus ursinus (common wombat), 1026 nucleotides. Its product is annotated as inosine-uridine preferring nucleoside hydrolase-like. Gene Ontology annotation, molecular function: hydrolase activity, hydrolyzing N-glycosyl compounds. NCBI's taxonomy places the organism in Eukaryota, Metazoa, Chordata, Mammalia, Diprotodontia, Vombatidae. The transcript is spliced from 6 exons. Bases 59 to 1018 code for a protein of 319 amino acids. The record is from RefSeq and is a predicted model, not a curated record.
AAGCCGUGGGCUCUCGGUGGCUGCUGGCACGCGCGGCUUGGAGACAGAAAUUCUAGCAAUGGAAAAGAAAUUAUUGUUGGUUGAUGUUGAUGCUGGAGUGGAUGAUGCUGCUGCCUUAAUGGUGGCACUGGCAGCGCCGAAUGUUGAAGUCCUGGGUAUCACUUGCUGUUUCGGAAAUACUACAGUGGAAAAUGUGUGUAAAAAUGUCCUUCGGGUAUUAAAAAAGUGUAACCAUUUACAGAUCCCAGUGUACCAGGGCGCUUCUUCCCCUUUACUUAAUACAACGAAAAAAGAUUAUUUUUAUGGAACAGACGGUUUAGGGGACGUACCUGAUGCUAAUGCUCCUGCAUUCGACCAAGUGCAACAGGAACACGCUGUAGCUGCAAUGAUAAGGAUCAUCAGUGAGAGACCUAACAAGGUAACUCUGAUUGCUACUGGGCCUUUGACUAAUUUAGCUCUGGCAGUGAAAAUGGACCCAAUAUUUCCUAAGAAAAUUAAAAAUAUGUUUAUAAUGGGAGGCAAUAUGUACUCCAGAGGAAACAUUGAUAUCUGUGCAGAAUUCAAUUUUGCAGCAGACCCAGAGGCAGCUUACAUUGUCUUAAAUGAAUAUACUUGUCCAACUGCUAUUACGACUUGGGAAUUUGCAAGUUCUAAUUCGCUACCUUGGGAAUUUUAUGAAAAGUGUACUUCACAGGACAGUGAAAAAGCAAGAUUUUUGAAAGAAAUCUAUACAGUAACCACAGGGUAUCAAAAGCGUCCCAUUCCCGAGUUAAGAGCCCUCUACCGGAAACCAGGAUUUGUGUCUUGCGAUUGCUUUGCAAUGGCAGCUGCAAUUGAUGAGGACUUGGUCACAGAAUCCAUGUUCUGUGCCGUAUCUGUGGAACUAACUGGCUCCCAUACCCGAGGAAUGAUGGUUUUGGAUAUAGAAGACAGGCUUCAGAAGGAAAACAAAGUUUCAAUUGCAAAACAGUUGGAUAUGGAAAAAUUCAAAGGUCUUCUGAUGGCUGCUUUGAAAUAGUAAUAAUA